Molecule: messenger RNA, 480 nt
Organism: Aureobasidium musti
Lineage: Eukaryota; Fungi; Ascomycota; Dothideomycetes; Dothideales; Saccotheciaceae
Source: the annotation of a GenBank genome assembly
AUGGACACAUCACGUCGCUCUACAAGUCCCCAACCCGCAGCUUCGAGUGGCAGCAAGCAAGACCUCCUCUGGGACAUCCUCAUCUUUCACUCGCCAAGCAGAUCCAUCGCUACUGGCCAAGGCCUCUUCAGCAAAGACUUCGCCGCGCCUCCCAAUGAAACUACAACCAGAGAUGCCACCUCCAUGGCUCGACCUACUCAGUCGACAGUCCAGAACAUUACUCCUGCAGAUGGCUUCCAGAGUUCUGUGGGCCCGUCGUUUGCAAGGCCUCCUCUUCCCACUCCAGCCACAACUAUGUCUGCAAUCCCUGCAACGCCUGGCCAACAACCCGCCUUUAUGCCUGGAGUUGCGCAGUUUCACACACCGGCUGAUCCGAACUAUAUGGCCUUCAAUGAUCAAAACCUUGCUGCCAUUACCGAAUUCUUGGAUCAAAACUCAGGAAGGAUGUUCAAUGAAUGGUGGGACUUCGGAGAUCUGUAG